UUCUACUUGAUUCUUGGUGCACAGGACUAUUUACUGGUUGAGAAAAACCUAAAGGAAGUUGUGGCUGAAAAAUCAGUGAAUUCAUCUGACGACAAACCCGCUGAAGAUACGACUGCUGUUGAAAGCGAAGCUGCUCCUGUUGCUGGAGAGGGUGCUGAAGCCGCAAAUGUUGCUAGUGAAGAAAGUAAGGAAUCCAAUUCUGUUGAUGACACCAACUCUCCUCCCAGCGAAGAAAGCAGCGACAGUGCUGAAUCUGGAGACGCAGCUGACCAAGAAGCUGAAGAAACACCCGAGAUAAAGCUUGAGACUGCACCAGCAGACUUUCGUUUCCCUACUACCAACCAAACUCGACACUGCUUCACCAGAUAUAUUGAGUAUCAUCGGUGCGUUGCUGCGAAGGGUGAAGAAGCACCUGAGUGUGACAAAUUUGCUAAAUACUAUCGCUCUCUUUGCCCCGGUGAAUGGGUCGAUAGAUGGAACGAGCAGAGGGAAAAUGGCACUUUUCCAGGCCCUCUGUAAUUGAUGCCCCCACAAAGUAUCACACAUUCUCAAAUCUGUUUGAUGCAAUGAGAGUUUCUUCUUCUGAAAGGAUCCGAGUAAGUAAUAAGAGAAUUUGGCUUGUUCUUAUGAGCACGCGAAGCUCCAACUAUAACGAGGUGUGGCCUCUUUGAACCACAUUUUUGUCUAAUGUUGUAUUUGCCCCGAUUACAAUGGUAAAGUAUACCCCAUUUUCAUACUCAUUUGUCGAAUAGCUGUGGCAUGCCGUUACACGUUAAUCGCUGUGCGAGACCGGGCUUGCCAUUCGAUCAACAUUUUAUAACUUCAUUCACCAGAACUUGGGUUAAGUUGGUUACAAAUUGCCAUCACUGUUUGAGUUUUGGUUUUGAAUGCAAGAGUGAGAAAUUUGUAGUUUGGUCACUAA
This is a messenger RNA of Salvia hispanica, 922 nucleotides long. Lineage: Eukaryota; Viridiplantae; Streptophyta; Magnoliopsida; Lamiales; Lamiaceae. The record is from RefSeq and is a predicted model, not a curated record.